Messenger RNA from Saccharomyces kudriavzevii IFO 1802, 1839 nucleotides. RefSeq names its product ubiquitin-protein ligase SAN1 (gene SAN1). The coding region runs from base 1 to 1839 and encodes 612 amino acids. The record is from RefSeq and is a predicted model, not a curated record. NCBI's taxonomy places the organism in Eukaryota, Fungi, Ascomycota, Saccharomycetes, Saccharomycetales, Saccharomycetaceae. The transcript has a single exon.
AUGAGUGAAAGCAAUCAGGGACAAGACAGAGGCACGAACGUAUCGUCAAACAACACUGAUAAUAGUGGUGAUGCAAAUGGUAAUAGUAUACCGCCAAGUUCAAAUGCGGCAUCUACUGCGCUCAAUAAUAGUACAGAACAAACAAGAAAUAUAACCGUCUCCAUUCAGUAUUCGUAUUUUACCCCGGAAAGGUUAGCACAGUUAAGCAAUACGUCUAAUAAUGGCAAUAUUGAAAACAGUAGUGCAAAUUCCACCAACACGAUUGCCAACGGCGCUGGGCCCAGUUUUGGCAUCGGAAAUGGGGGCCAUCAACCCGACGGUGCUCUUGUUCUCUCUUUCCGAGAUGUUCCUGCAUCUACUCCUCAAGAUCGUUUGAAUAGCUUCAUAUCUGUUGCUGCCCAACUUGCAAUGGAAAGAUUCAAUAGACUUUUAAAUAGACCAAAAGGCAUAACAAAAGAUGACUUUGAUAAAUUGCCUGUAUUAAAGGUAUCUGAUUUACCUAAAUCUGAAGGAUCUUUGUGUAGUAUAUGUUAUGACGAAUAUGAAGAAGAAAAAGAUCUCAAUACGACAAAAAGAAGAAGAGAAUCUGAAGGUGAGGAAGAAUCUGAAAAGUUAAAGAAACGAAGAGAUAAUAAAGGUAUGCCAACUGCUGGAACAAGUGCUGCUAUUGCUGAGCAGUCUUCAACGGCACUUGCUGACCAACCACACGCUCCAAAUGACGAGGAGACAAACCCAUCCUAUAAGCACUCCCCUAUCAAGUUACCUUGUGGUCACAUUUUUGGUAGAGAAUGUAUUUAUAAAUGGUCAAAAUUGGAAAAUUCCUGUCCCCUCUGUAGACACAAGAUCAGCGAAUCUGCCGGUAUCCAAAAUACAGCCCAACAGGAUACAGAUGAAGUAGCAGCCAACGAAGCCGCGUUCGAACGCAUUAGACGAGUUCUAUACGAUCCUGCUGCUAGGAACAAUAAUACCGAAAAUACAAAUCCGUCGGAAAGCUCCACCAACACAAUAGCGCCUACCAUUGGAAACGCAAAUAAUGGCGAACAGUUGUUAUCAAGGACAGGUUUUUUUUUAAUGCCACAAAACGGUCAAUCUCUACAUAAUCCAGUUCAUUCACCACCUAAUAAUAGUGGUGCAAACAUUUUCAACGGGUCAAACUCAACCGUUCAAAAUCCCUCUUCUAUUCCUGGUAGUUCCAGCAACAAUCAAGGCCCACGCUGGGUUCCCAUACCUUUGACCUUAUUCCAGUUCAACAGUCCAAAUCGAAGUGUUUCUACUCCUGAUUCUUCAGCCGGUCCUUCAACAGUGAAUGAAGCGACCUCAAAUGGCUCCGUUAGUGCCUCCACGGACCCUCAACACAACAGAUUGAGAGCCGUUUUGGAUCACAUAUUCAAUGUAGCUCAAGGAGGUACAUCCGAGCCGUUGGGAACAACAAUUCCCCGAGAACAAAUUGCUCGAAACCAAGGAGCUAAUGAAACACCAUCCUUUGAUGCAACUCAAGGAACUUCCUUCUUGGAAAACAUCUCAGGGCCAACAGGGUAUUUCAGAAAUGGCUCAAGGGAAAAUGAUAACAACAAUAAUAGUAACAAUAACAGCAAUAGUGGCCAAGAAAGAAAUGAAAAUGUGAUUUCUAGCAGCAAUGAUGGAAAUAGUUUGUUUUCCUCUGGUGUAGCAAGCUAUAGAGAUCAAAACGGUGAUGUCACUACCGUUGAACUGCACAAUAACAAUUUCUCCUCUGCUUCUACUGAUGGACAUCCAUCUCAAGACCAAGGUUCAAGUAGCACAGAUACGACUGCCCACAGCAACACCCCUAAUGAUAACAAUGAGCAAAGUCCAAAUUAA